AUCUACUUCCGGUAGGUGUCAAAUUAUCUCCCUUGAGGUAAACAAAGUAAUACAGCAUGUUGACUACUGUAACAAGAGCUGCAUCUAGAAUCAACAUAAUCCCAGUAGCUAUUAAGUACCUACUGACAGCAAGUACAACUUCAAGGCUUUUAGUGGCUGGAUCACAGAAUGUGUGUACUAGUCCUGUCAGUUGUACUGAUGAAGUGAAAAAGGCUCAGACUGCCACUAAAUCAAGGGAACCUACAAUCUUCAGUAAAAUCAUCGACAAAUCUAUUCCUGCUGACAUUAUUUAUGAAGAUAAUGAGUGUUUAGCUUUCAGAGAUGUCAGUCCACAAGCACCUGUCCAUUUCUUAGUGAUUCCAAGGAAACCAUUGACUGGUAUAGAUGAUGCUGUAGACACAGAUGAGAAGCUUUUAGGCCACUUACUUUUGGUAGCAAAGAAAGUUGCAGAACAAGAAAAAUUGGAGAAAGGAUAUAGAAUAGUAAUAAACAAUGGACCAGAUGGCUCUCAAUCAGUUUACCAUCUUCAUUUACAUAUAAUGGGAGGGAGACAAAUGGAAUGGCCACCAGGAUAAAGUAUCAACUGAUUGACUUUUAUAUAUAUCAUUGUGGUGCUAAAUAUUUAACACUAAAAGUGCUUGUGCUUUUUAUAUUACAUUUACAACAAUGUCUAAAUACAUGAAUUUAAACAGAUAAAGUGAUACUUUAAAUUGA
Molecule: messenger RNA, 714 nt
Organism: Mytilus trossulus (common blue mussel)
Lineage: Eukaryota; Metazoa; Mollusca; Bivalvia; Mytilida; Mytilidae
Exons: 6
Coding region: 57-575 (172 amino acids)
Cellular component (GO): cytoplasm; mitochondrion
Molecular function (GO): hydrolase activity
Source: RefSeq, a predicted model, not a curated record